Sphenostylis stenocarpa is the source of this 786-nucleotide messenger RNA. Lineage: Eukaryota; Viridiplantae; Streptophyta; Magnoliopsida; Fabales; Fabaceae. The record is from the annotation of a GenBank genome assembly.
AUGGUUUCUGCAAGAGUUGAUUUCAACCUCUCUUCUCUUUCCAUUUAUCGUUUUAUUUUCUGUGUGGGAAGGUGUAAACACAUGGAGAGAGCGUUGCAGUGGAUUGUGGUUGUAGCAGCAUGUGCUUCAUUAUCAACCAUUAUUCAUGCCGCGGGAAUCGAUGAACCUUCUCAAAGAAAGCUUGCCAACGUUGAUUAUGCAGAUGUGAUAAGGAUUGAUUGUGGGGUAAAAGAAGGAUACACUGACAAGACCCGCAUGCAGUACGAAGAUGAUGAUAUCCAAUACGGUGAAAUUCACACCAUAUCUUCCAAUGACACCCUUCAGAAUCAACCUCAAAUUCAAAAGCAGCUUAUCUCAUUAAGAAGUUUCCCAGAAGGGAAGAGAAAUUGCUACACCUUGAAACCCAGAGAGGGAAAGAACAAGAGAUACAUUGUGAGAAGUUACUUUGCAUAUGGGAACUACGACAACAAAAGUAAACCUCCAACUUUUGAUUUGUACAUUGAUGUCACUAGGUUCACCUUCAUACAUUUCACUGUGGCUAAUACCACUCGUCGAGUUGAGGCUAUUUAUUUCAGCUUAACGGACACCAUUGAUUUGUGUCUGGUGAACGUGGAGCAAGGAAUACCUUUCAUUUCGCUGUUGGAAUUGUGGCCUCUGGGAAGUGCUAAUGUUUACCAAGAUUUGUUGAAUUUGCAGACUCAAGAUCUCCUCACUAGAGUCACACUCGGUGUCUCUUCUGCAAAGGACCAAUUGCUCAGGUCACUUGGCUUUAAAUUACACAUUUAG